AUGAAUCUUCAGAACGCAUUCGAAGCUUUAGAGCGCAAAGUAGAACCAGAGGUAGCGCCAAACCAGGAGCAGCCGGAGCCAGAUGCUGAGGCGAGCGUUGCGUUAGCAUCACUUGGGAUCGAGGCAGCUACCAGGAAGAAAGAGGCGAUUCGGCUCGAGCGAGAUGUUGUGUUCAAGAAACGGGAAGCCGGUGAUUUAAAUGGCCGGGAUGCUGAGAAACUUUUUCAAGGUCAGAACCAGCGUUACUUUUCAGCCGGGGCCGACCUGUGGAGACAUCAAAUGAACAGGAUGCAAUUUGGAGACUCUUCGGGAAACCGGUCGAUAAAUCCAUGUGGCGACGACCUCACUCAAGGUCUUAUGACUCUCUACAAGCGUGAUGAAUUCGACAAACAACACAGCCGGUUUCCGAGAAAAUACAAUCCACGGUGGUGCCAAUGGAAGGGUCGUGAUUCGGGAUGGCGCAAGGAUGCUUUGGCCUACUACAAAGGCAGUAGCAAAUAUCACAAAAACGCCCCUCGUAAUGCAGCUUGGUGCCAUAUAAUCGGCACGUGGCUUUCAUCAGAUUUUCAUCAUGCUACACAUAUCGUACCCCCUUUUCUUGACGACCACGGCUUUGGUAAAUUGCUAUUUGGCGACCGAACCCAAUCACUUCAAGGAGCAGGAAAUGCACUUCUUUUGUCCGAUUGGAUGAAUGGGUGGUUUAACAGCUGUGACAUUAUAGUUAUCCCGGUUGAUGCAAAGGAAACUCCCAUUAUGCGAUGGCGCGCAGAGAUCAUUUCCCCUAGUUUACAAAAGGGUCAACUAGUUAUGGGCUUAUCUGGCAAAGACGUGCAUGGAAAGGAACUGGUGUUUCUUAACGAGAACCGCCCAGUCCCAGGCUUUCUCUAUUUCCAUUUCAUCAUGGCGCUCAUUCGCGUCAAAGAUCUCCAACGUUUCGGAUGGGAGGCUGUCUGGGCCCGGUAUUACGAGCAACGCCCUUUUCCAACGCCAAGCAAGUACAUGCGAGGGAGCAUGUUGCUUGCCCUUGCCACUCAUUUCGGGGCAGCCCACAUGCAUGUGUUAGAGUCUUGGAUCGCAGACCAUGGCUUUGAGGCUUCCAUGAAGCUGACUGAGGACGAAGCUGUGGAAGCGGCCCGCCGGGUUCACAUGGUAGUAGUAGAGACUGCUGAGCGUGCUGAGCGGCUAGGGAUCUAUGAGAAUAGCGACGAUGAUUGCGACGAUGAUUGCGACGAUGAUAGUGACGAGGAUAGUGACGAGGAUAGUGACGAGGAUAGCGACGAGGAUAGUGACGAGGAUAGCGACGAGGAUAGCGACGAGGAUAGCGACGAUGAGAGUAAUCUGGACAGUGAGGAGUAA
This is a messenger RNA of Trichoderma atroviride IMI 206040, 1356 nucleotides long. RefSeq lists its product as uncharacterized. NCBI's taxonomy places the organism in Eukaryota, Fungi, Ascomycota, Sordariomycetes, Hypocreales, Hypocreaceae. The record is from RefSeq and is a predicted model, not a curated record.